AUGACUGUGUUAGAUAAUGAUUCGUUCCUUACACAACUCACAAAACUCUUUGAAAAAACAAAACCAACUUCAAAGAAAGUGUAUCUUACCAUGAAAAGACAUACAUGGGAAUCACGAAAUGCGAAAAAAGUAAGAGAAGCAGAAGAAAAAAGCAAAGCUGUGGAUGAUCAAUCUUUGGAGAAGGAUUUGAAGAAAGAAGAUGUUGAUGAUAAAGAAUAUCCUUGUUUAUUUAGAGCUGAGUGUGGAAAGAUUAAGAUCAGUUUCACCGUCUGA
This is a messenger RNA of Funneliformis mosseae, 273 nucleotides long. NCBI's taxonomy places the organism in Eukaryota, Fungi, Glomeromycota, Glomeromycetes, Glomerales, Glomeraceae. The record is from the annotation of a GenBank genome assembly.